Anopheles funestus (African malaria mosquito) is the source of this 1959-nucleotide messenger RNA. Its product is annotated as caspase-like. Gene Ontology annotation, molecular function: cysteine-type endopeptidase activity. The transcript has a single exon. Gene Ontology annotation, biological process: proteolysis. Bases 374 to 1096 code for a protein of 240 amino acids. The record is from RefSeq and is a predicted model, not a curated record. NCBI's taxonomy places the organism in Eukaryota, Metazoa, Arthropoda, Insecta, Diptera, Culicidae.
AUUUGCCUAACAUUGAUUUUCGAACCACAUCAUCACGACCUGCCUUUGAGUUGUUUGUAACAUUUAAAUACUUAUGUUCGGCAGAUAGUAGUAUUCCCCGAUACCAUUGCAAAUACAACAUUUUUAACAUACUCGUUGCUCGUUUUGUUAAUCCAAUUUUAUAAACCUUCAGAAUAAUUUGGUCUGAUCUACAGGAGCAGGCCUUUUUCUGAUAAUACCUAGAUUCUGGUAAUACCGUAGAUGUGUCAUUUAUAAUGUCUAAGAAAUUUGUUAUCACUCCAUCGAAAUUUGCCCUUAUCUUAUCAUUCCCAAACUUCUAUUGUUUUAUAUAAAAUCGACACAGAAAGUUUUGGGCUCACAUUCGGUAGUGGUGAUGGCACAGCUACAGUUGCUCAGAUACAGAUCCUAUCCAAAACGAGGUGUGGCAUUGAUCUUUGUUAUUCACGAAAAUAGAAAAGGAUCAAAAAAGGAUCUGAAAGAUUUGGAAGCAGUACUUCUACGUUUACAAUUCGAGGUGCGUAAACAUGUCGAUUGUACAGCAGCUCAAGUGCGAGGUGUGUUGGAAAAAGUUUCCAAGGAGGACCAUAACAACAAUGAGUGCUUGCUGAUAGUGUCGAUGACCCACGGCAGUAAGGAAAAACUUACUUUCAAGGACCGCGAUAUUUCUGUCGACGAGUUGUGGGAUUAUUUCAUUGGAAACAAAUGUGCAUCAUUAUUUGGAAAGCCAAAGCUCGUCUUCGUCCAAUCCUGUCGGGGUAAUAAAUAUGACGCUGGAACUAGAAAAUGCUUAGAUUCCGAACCGCCAAAAGUUGAACCUGUAACGGUCUGUUUACCAAUGUACGCCGAUCUUUUGGUGAUGUACUCGACUUACGAGGAUCACGUUUCGUUCCGUUGCGAGAAGGAAGGUUCCUGGUUUAUACAGUCCCUGUGCCAAGUGUUGGCAUGCAAUAUUGCACAAGUGGAUCUGCUUCGUUUGCUAACUCAUGUGACAUACCUCGUAUCGUGUCGUUCGGAUGGUUCGGGAGAAAACAUUGUGAAACAAACACCAACGAUCAAUUCAACGCUCUCCAAAGCAUUUUACUUUCUGCCCAAGUAAUGAUAUGCUGUAUUCUUUUAACGACGCCGAACAACUACUAAACACCAAAUACAGCGCAAACUGUAAACGAGCAGCAAAUUCGAAGAAAAGAUUAUUUAAUACGCUGACGUGAAGUUUUGUAACGGUAACUGCCCAAAAUAUUGAUAGACAGAUUCAAGGAAUACAGAGUCACGAUAACAAUCCGCGGAAGUGUGAUAAAGAGUUGUAAUGGAGUGUUCAAACGACUUGUGCUACAUGCUACAGCGUUGAUAAGAUAAUUUAGUAAAUGGAGUCCAACGUCAUAGGAGAAAAUAAUAAGAAAGAGCUGAACAAUGAUAAAGCGACUGCAAAUCCGUAUCCUAAAAAGAGUUCAAAAACUGUUUCAGUUUGUGCAAGUUGAAUAAUAAUACAAUACUCAACAACACAUUGCAUCUGGGUUCAUUUCUGCCAUAUGCUUUGGUUUCAUGUUUGUUAAAAAUAAUUUACUAAUUUCUUCACGUACUUACACACAAGCAACAUCCAGUUUUCAAAGUAAAUUCAAUUGUGCGUAGUAGAGAUAACUGCUAGUUAAAAAAAUAAUACACAAUAAAAAAAUAUUUCACUGUGACUCCAACCACUUCUUUUACAUCACAAUUCAUCGUUUUCAUCAGGUGGAAGAUAUAAAUAAUCCGAAACAGAUUUGUAAUGAUUUUUUAAAUCAAUAUUAAAUGUUCUUAAUUUUCUCAAGAAGACCGUUCUGACCAUACGUAUGUGUUGUGCGGAUUCCGUGUCAUGCGGAUUUAUAUAUAUACACCGUGGACGCUUAGCGUAACGCCGUUACUCUGUCCUGCCACUGUGUGGCACGUACACGUUAAGUAAUUUUCCGCUUUGCGCGCCUCCAUGGU